Molecule: messenger RNA, 1970 nt
Organism: Salvia splendens (bonfire salvia)
Lineage: Eukaryota; Viridiplantae; Streptophyta; Magnoliopsida; Lamiales; Lamiaceae
Product: phosphomannomutase/phosphoglucomutase
Exons: 7
Coding region: 61-1902 (613 amino acids)
Biological process (GO): carbohydrate metabolic process
Cellular component (GO): chloroplast stroma
Molecular function (GO): phosphomannomutase activity
Source: RefSeq, a predicted model, not a curated record
CAAUUUCUUCAUUUUUCCAUCUUCCAAAUAAAACAUUCAAGAGCGCCAAAAGAGUUUCCCAUGGCUUCCACAGCUUCCAACCUCUCCUCCAAACCAAAACUCUUCCCAUCAUAUCUAAGUUCGAAAACACAAUUAAAUCCAAACAGCACCUUCAUCGCAUUCCCAACAUUUUAUUCUUCAAACAAAAUCCGACUUCGGGGUGAGUACAACCCCGCCAGCGCGAGGUACAGCGAAGUGGUGGUGGAUGAAGAGAUCGACAAGAUUAGGCGGCUGCAGAACGGCUCGGAUGUGCGUGGAGUGGCGGUGGAAGGCGAGAAGGGGAGGCCGGUGAACUUGACGCCGCCAGCUGUGGAGGCGAUAGCGGAGAGCUUUGGGGAGUGGGUGAGGAAUGAGUUGGGGAGAGAAGGAGGAGAGGUUAGGGUGUCGCUGGGGAAGGACCCGAGGAUUUCGGGCGGGGUUCUAAGCGUGGCGGUGUUUGCGGGGCUGGAGCGGGCGGGGUGCGUAGGGUUCGACAUGGGACUCGCCACCACGCCGGCGUGCUUCAUGAGCACAGUGCUGCCUCCCUUUUUAUUCGAUGCUUCUAUUAUGAUGACAGCGUCGCACUUGCCGUACACUAGAAAUGGGUUAAAGUUCUUUACAAAAAGAGGAGGGCUGACGUCAUCGGAGGUGGAGGAGAUAUGCGAGAAAGCUGGCCGGAAAUAUGCGAAUCGGCAGGCUAAAGUGUCGACGGCGCUUAAGGUUCGGCCGAAGACGGUGGAUUUGAUGAGCGCCUACUCUAAUCAUCUCAGAGAUAUCAUCAAGCAAAGAGUCAAUCAUCCUUCCCAUUAUGAUUCCCCUCUUCAAGGAUUUCAGAUAAUCGUAAACGCCGGCAACGGCUCCGGCGGGUUCUUCACAUGGGACGUGCUGGACAAGCUGGGCGCCGACACGUUCGGAUCGCUCCACCUCAACCCGGACGGCAUGUUCCCCAACCACAUCCCCAACCCGGAGGACAAGACCGCCAUGGCCCUCACACGCGCCGCCGUCCUCCAAACCAAGGCCGAUCUCGGCAUCGUCUUUGACACGGACGUCGACCGCAGCGGCGUCGUCGACAAGGACGGCAACCCCAUCAACGGCGACAAGCUCAUCGCCCUCAUGUCCGCCAUCGUCCUCAAGGAGCACCCAGGCACCACCGUCGUCACCGACGCCCGCACCAGCUUGGCCCUCACGCGCUUCAUCACCGACAGAGGCGGCCGCCAUUGCCUCUACAGGGUCGGCUACCGGAACGUCAUCGACAAAGGAGCUCAGCUCAAUCGAGACGGCAUCGAGGCGCAUUUGAUGAUGGAGACCUCCGGCCACGGCGCCUUGAAGGAGAACUACUUUCUUGAUGAUGGAGCGUAUAUGGUGGUGAAGAUAAUUAUAGAGAUGGUGAGGAUGAAGCUGCAAGGGUCGGAGGAAGGUAUUGGGAGUUUGAUCAAAGAUCUUGAGGAGCCUUUGGAGUCGGUGGAGUUGAGGAUGGAUGUGUUGUCGGAGCCUAGGUUUGCAAAGGCCAAAGCGGUGGAGAUCAUCGAGGAGUUUAGGAACUACAUCGGGGAAGGAAGAUUGGAAGGUUGGGAGUUGGAUUCAUGUGGAGAUUGUUGGGUAAGUGAUGGGUGUCUAGUGGACUCCAAUGAAGCGGCAUUUGCUAUUGAUGCCCAUAUGUACAGGGCCAAAGUGUGUUCAAGUGAUGAGGGGGAAUAUGGGUGGAUACAUUUGCGACAGAGUAUUCAUAACCCAAAUAUAGCUGUUAAUCUACAAUCCACUAUUCGAGGAGGGUGUCAAUCCAUGACAACAACUCUUAGGGACAAGUUCCUUGUAGCCAGUGGCUUGGAUAAAUUUCUCGAUAUUUCACAGAUAGACAAGUUUGCCAACAAAGGGGAAUUGUAACUUUAAUUUGAAAUAUUUGCAUAUACAUGUAAAAUUUAAAUAUGCAUAUAUAAAGAGAAUCUUAUAUA